Messenger RNA from Belonocnema kinseyi, 1470 nucleotides. RefSeq lists its product as uncharacterized. Gene Ontology annotation, biological process: DNA integration. Gene Ontology annotation, molecular function: nucleic acid binding. Bases 1 to 1470 code for a protein of 489 amino acids. Lineage: Eukaryota; Metazoa; Arthropoda; Insecta; Hymenoptera; Cynipidae. The record is from RefSeq and is a predicted model, not a curated record. The transcript is spliced from 2 exons.
AUGCCAUUACCGACCUUUGAUGGCACGUUCGACAACUGGAUUAAAUUUCGCGAUUCCUUCGAAGCUAUUGUUAACAGCAGAGAUAUUGCAAAGAUUGACAAAUUUCAUUUUCUAAAUCAGGCACUUCACGGGGAUGCAGCCCGCGUAAUUCAGUCUCUAGGUAUUUCGGAAACAAAUUAUGACAUCGCGUGGAAAUGUCUAAAGGACCGAUACGAGGACUCCGGUGCGCUUAUUCACCAUCAUACAAAGGACUCUGAUAAUUGGCCCAUUUCAGAAGUUAUCAAUCUUGAAAUCUUUCCUGGAAUUAAAAGAAGCUGCAUUUCAGAUCAAGUUACCCUCACGAAUCAAGAUUCAACCAUUUUUGAACGUUUCUCGUCCUUUGUAAAAUUACUCAGGGUACUCUCAUAUUGUUUUCGAAUCCGCAAUACUUUAGCCAGGCCGACUACCGAUUUCAAGAUAGGAUUUCUCACACCCCAAGAAUUAAAGUACACGAAACAUCGACUGAUUAAAUUGGCACAGGCAGAAUCUUUUCGCACUGAUAUUCAAUGUAUUGAACAAAAAAGGGAACUUGCGAACUCUAGCAAACUUAAAUCACUCACACCGUUUCUUGAUGAAUUCGGUCUUCUCAGAGUGGGCGGAGGGCUUAACAACGCAUCUCUUCCUUUUGAUAAAAAACAUCCCAUUAUAUUACCGUCGGAUCACCUGUUAACGAAGUUAAUUAUAAAGGACGAAUAUAAACGAUUAAUGCACGCUGGAUGUCAAAGCGUGGUAGCAUCUCUGCGAGAACAGUACUGGCCACUUUCAUGUAAAAGCAUUGUCAAGACAGUACUUCGAAAAUGCGUGCAAUGUUUCCGAGUCAAGCCAGUAGGUACAGAAUAUGUUAUGGGAAACUUACCUGAAGGACGAGUCACACCAGUUCGUCCAUUUAACUCCAGUGGAGUCGAUUAUGCAGGGCCGUACCUUGUUAAAGAUAGAACUCGAAGUCGAACAAAUACGAAGGCAUAUUUAUGUAUAUUUGUAUGCUUUGUGAUAAAGGCCGUUCAUUUAGGGUUAGCGAUAGAUUUAACGACCUACGGAUUCUUAAGUUGCCUUCAACGUUUUAUAUCUCGGCGUGGUCGUCCUCAAAACAUAUACUCAGAUAACGGAACAAAUUUUGUCGCCGCUCGGAACGAGCUUAAGGAACUUGCGAAAUUAUUACGUGACUCUAAACACCAAGAAAAUGUAACCAAUUUUUCAUCUCGAGAGGGAAUAAAUUGGCAUUUUAUUCCAUCCCAUGCCCCACACUUUGGCGGGUUAUGGGAAAGCGCUGUCAAAUCUAUAAAGCACCACUUGAAGCGAGUCAUCGGUGAGACUCAACUAACAUUUUCUGAAUUGUACACAGUACUGACUCAAGUUGAAGCUUGCCUAAAUUCUCGUCCUCUGUCACCCUUAUCCAACGAUCUCAAUGACCUUGAACCCCUAACUCCCUGA